Molecule: messenger RNA, 514 nt
Organism: Paramecium sonneborni
Lineage: Eukaryota; Ciliophora; Oligohymenophorea; Peniculida; Parameciidae
Source: the annotation of a GenBank genome assembly
UAAAAAUUUAUUUAAUGAAUUCUAAAACUAGGCAAAAUAUCACAGUGUUAACAAUAAUCAUUACUGCUAUCAUCGGUGGAUCCUUUUUAUAUUUGAGUUCGACAGAAAAACAUUACGGUAAUAACAAUUAAAUUAUCUAAUAAAGAAAGUAGUGAUUGCGUUUUAUUGAGAUCAUAUUCACAUUACUAUGGAAUAUUUUGUUUAACAAUAACAGCUUUUUUAAUGUUAAAUCAUAUAUAUCAUUAUAGAUUGUUUCUAUUAGCGUCAUUCGCACUCAAAGAUGAAAGUUGUAUGACUGGAGUUGAUCAAAUUUAACUCAUUUCUGGAAUUAUUGGAAUUAUUUUCGCCUUAUUACUUGCUGUACUUAUUCUUAUUUCAUUAGUACGCUCUUUAUAUAAAUGAGCCAUGCGGAAACUUAAGAAAAUUCACUUUGAUAUAUUUUAUAUUAGCUUUAAUAUUCUACUGUUUAGGAUGCUUUGGGAUGUGUGCUGGAUUAGGAAUAUUAAAUUAAUGA